Arachis duranensis is the source of this 687-nucleotide messenger RNA. RefSeq lists its product as uncharacterized. The transcript has 4 exons. NCBI's taxonomy places the organism in Eukaryota, Viridiplantae, Streptophyta, Magnoliopsida, Fabales, Fabaceae. Bases 1 to 687 code for a protein of 228 amino acids. The record is from RefSeq and is a predicted model, not a curated record.
AUGAGGAAGAUGAAAGCGGCAAUAAUAAAGUUAGACUUCCAGAAAGCAUAUGACAAAGUAAAGUGGAAGUUCGUAGACCUCGUGUUGCAGAAAAUGAGUUUUGGACAGAGAUGGAGGGCGUGGGUUAUGGAGUGUGUGAGUUCGUGCUCUAUGUCAGUACUGAUAAACGGCUCACCUUCUAAGCCGUUCAAGAUGGAAAGGGGCCUGCGACAAGGUGACCCUUUGUCUCCGUUCUUAUUCGUACUUGUUGUUGAUGUCUUACAUAGAAUGCUGGAAGAAGCAGUUAGGAAUGGUCGCUUAUCCCCAUUGUUGGUUGGAAGAGAUCAUAUUGAGUUGUCGCAUCUAUAUGUGUUAGGCUGCAAGCUGGUCUCCCUUCCAGUUAAAUAUCUGGGCAUCUCAUUAGGCGCAAACCCAAGGUUGGUCAAGACAUGGAAGCUAAUUAUAGACAAAGUGGAAGAGAAGCUUAGCCUCUGGAAAGCCAAGGCGCUCAAUAAAGCCGGGGGUCCGUGGAAGGAUAUUUGUCAACUACAGUUCAAGAAUCAAGAAGUUAGGCAGAAGAUGAUUACUGGAUUGGCUGUGGAGGUGGUGAUGGGAGAUGUACUCGGUUCUGGGAGAAUGUCUGGCUUACUGAUGGGUGUUGCAGGUGGAAAUGGCUCUGGGGGAUAUAUCAAGUUACAGCUUUACUAG